This is a messenger RNA of Paramecium tetraurelia, 822 nucleotides long. RefSeq lists its product as uncharacterized. The transcript is spliced from 3 exons. The record is from RefSeq and is a predicted model, not a curated record. NCBI's taxonomy places the organism in Eukaryota, Ciliophora, Oligohymenophorea, Peniculida, Parameciidae. Gene Ontology annotation, cellular component: plasma membrane.
AUGAAUCCCUAUUCAAACCAGAAAAGCGAUCAGUAGAGAUAUCCUCGGGAACAGUUAGUUGAGAAUGAAAAAAACCUGAAUUUAGGAGGAUCUUAUCAAAAUUAUAUCUAUAAUUGUGGAGAAUGUUGUGGAAAUUGUUCAGCCAUUUGUCCAUGCAAUCCCUUUGUAGAAUAUCCAUACAAAAAGAUAGAACAAGGGUAUGUAGGAGUUUACUUAAGAUUUGGAAAGUAUGUGAAAACAAUGCCUCCGGGUUUAUAGUAUUUUAAUCCAUGCACUGAUAAAUUGAUCAAAAUUGAUUGUAGAACUUAAAUGAUAGACUGUGAGAAACAAUAGGUGAUAACAAAAGACAAUAUUCUCUUAUAAGUUGAUGCAUCUGUAUAUUACAGAGUGUUGGAACCAAAGAAGGCUAUAUUCUAUAUUUAUGAUAUGCAAAUGGCUGUUUCUUAAAUUACAUUGGCAUCAAUAAAAUGUGUAAUUGGUGCAUAUACCUUACAAGAUGUUUUAGAGAAAAGAACUGAAAUUUAAGAUUAUAUUUAACAGUUUGUUGAUGAUCACGUAGAUGAUUGGGGAAUAGAUAUAGAAUUAAUGAUGAUUAAAGAUAUUUAGAUUGAUGAUAGAAUUAAAUCUGCAUUAGCAUAAGCAGCUACGGAACUUAGAGCUGCAUAAGCCAAAAUUUUAAUCGCCGAAUCAAAUGUUUAGUCUGCCAAAUUGAUGAAAGAAGCUGCUGAACUUCUAAGUUCUAAAGCAGCUAUGUAAAUCAGAUACCUAGAGGUUAUUAAUAAAAUAGGUUGUGAACAACAGACAAAAGUUAUGAUAAUAUGA